This is a messenger RNA of Papilio xuthus (Asian swallowtail), 2349 nucleotides long. RefSeq names its product zinc finger transcriptional factor charlatan (gene chn). Gene Ontology annotation, biological process: regulation of transcription by RNA polymerase II. Gene Ontology annotation, cellular component: nucleus. The transcript has 6 exons. NCBI's taxonomy places the organism in Eukaryota, Metazoa, Arthropoda, Insecta, Lepidoptera, Papilionidae. The record is from RefSeq and is a predicted model, not a curated record. Bases 424 to 2349 code for a protein of 641 amino acids. Gene Ontology annotation, molecular function: RNA polymerase II transcription regulatory region sequence-specific DNA binding; DNA-binding transcription factor activity, RNA polymerase II-specific.
CGGGCCGAGCAGGUGCGGCUGCAGGUUGCAGCGGGCGGCGCGGGGUGGGAAGAGGCGCGGGCCCGCUCUCGAACGUAUCUCGUUGGAUCGCACCCGACACCCAGCGGCACCCGGCGCCCGGCGCCCUCGGCACCACCAGAGGGGACCCACCGCAUGCGACACAGCAAUCGAUAUUCACGCUUACAAUUUUUAAGUACGCCUCAGAUAACUGUAGGUGCCAGCUACGAUCUCAGUGAAAGCCUUCAUUUCCGGAGGAUCUAGCUGAGCCCAGUCGACUAGAAUCGACAAAUAUGGUGUCGGCGAACUGCAUGAUCAGCUUUGGUGGCGUUUCCGAACUGACGUCAUUAAUGAAAUUAAGUAGUUUUUAUGUCCAUAUGAAAUCCAACGAGAGUGAAAUAAAGAAGUAUAAAUUAAAAAGGUAAGAUGGAAGGAGGUGGCGGAGUGGCCAGCGUGGCAUCGCUCACCAUGGACUGCGAGGACAUGUUCAAAGAGAUCACCAAGAAGCUGUACGGCGAGGACGCCGCUAUGGGUGUCGGCGUCAACGUGAGCGUCGGGCCGGGAGGGGCGGGCGGGGCCGUCGCGGGCGGCGUCGAGUACCCUCCUGCCGAGCGCGAGCUGGUCGACGACCUGCGUCCCGAGGAGCACAUCACCGCCUGGGGCUUGGCGGCUCUCAUGCAGAACGGAUUCCCGCCACCCGGCAUCUUGCAGGCAAAUUUUACCCCGCGCACGGACCCGUCGGCCGAGGACCGGUGGACGGCGGCGGAGGAGCCGCUGGCGUGGGCGCACUCGCGCGUUGCCGCCUACAACCCGGCGCAGCGACUGUUCAAGUGCACCGAUUGCGAGUGCGUCGGCUUCCUGGCGCGCGUGGCAGAACACUGGCUGGGCACGCAUUCACAGGCGCGCGCCUUCCAGUGCCCGCUGGCGGGCUGCGGCUUCGCCAGCGGGUGGGCGCGCGCCGUGCGGCAGCACCUCGCACGCGACCACCACUCCGACCCGGCGGCCGCAGACCACCUGCUACGCGACAACCCAGCGCUCGACGACCUCACCCGCUACCUGCAGCGCCUCAAGACCAAGGUGGAGACUACACGCACCGAGAGACGCACGGGAGCAGGGGGCGCGGGGGUCGCGGAGGGCGCCGGCGGGCCGGGCCCGGCGGCGGACACCGCCAGCGGCGAGCCCACCGCGCUCGGCGACGCCGGCAAACGCUAUGUGUGCGCCGCGUGCCCGUACGCCACCGACCGCCGCGACCUCUUUACUCGUCACGAAAACAUCCAUCGCGACGAGAAACCGUUCCACUGCUAUCUCUGCCAAAAACAAUUUAACCGCGCGGAUCACGUCAAGAAACAUUUUUUGCGGAUGCACCGAGAUCAACCGUACGAUCUGAAUCGUAUCAGACGCUCGAGCGGCAUCAAGCCGGAGGCGGGCACGAGCGCGGGCGGCGCGCACUACUGCAGCAAGGGCGCAGGCGACGCAGCACCGGCACCGGAGUGCCGUCCGCCGCCGGUGAAGCUGGAGCGCGCGCCGCUGGCCAAGGCUGAGCCCGCGGCCUCGCCCACACACAAGCCGACCGUUUCCUCCCCGGUACGUCGCAAGGGCGAGCGGCGCUACGCGUGCUGCUACUGCGCGUGGUCGGGCGUCGACAAUUGGUGUCUCAAGCGGCACCUCAACACGCAUCUGAAGCCGUUCGCGUGCGCGCUCUGCGAAUACAAAGCGGCGCGCGCCGAGCGGCUCGCCACGCACGUCCACAAAGUGCACAACAAGAAGGCCUGCGCCAAGUGCCCCUACCUCGCCGACGAGCCGCAACAGCUGGCGCUCCACCUGCGCGAUGCACACCAUAUAGAAAGCCGCAACUUAAAAGUUCCAACGGGCGUUGGACGAUCGGCGGGCGCGUUCUCGUCGAGUCAGGCGGCCACCACGACGGGUACGGCGGGCGCGGCGGGCGCGGCGGGCGUGGCGGGCGCGGGGGGUGCAACCGGGGUGGCGGGAGGAGCCGCCCCGGCACCACCGCUCCCCGCUCUCCCCGCAGCCGGCGCCAUACGACGUCGCGAGCAGCGCGCCGCCGGCGCCGCAAGACUCUUCGGAUACCUGGAAGCUUCGGAUGGCUCCGGCGACGAGUACGAGCCGCCGCCGCUCCCGCCCGAGUACGCGCCCCAGCCACCGCACGCCGCGCCCGCCGCAACCCCCGCCAGCCACGCGCCGCACGCCGGGCACGCCGGGCACGCCGGGCACGCCGGGCACGCAGCGCACGCCGGACACGCCGGGCACGCUGCGCCGCACUACGCGCGCGACAAGGAGAACGCCGCGCCGUUGCACCACGCGCUGCACCACGACCACUGCCUGCGAUAUUAG